UCAAUACCGACGGAAUAUUCCUAACACUGGUUUUCCGCUCUACGUCGACGAUGCCGUCGUUUUCAGUGCCUAAAUAAAGACGUCCGAGACUAUUGAAAAACUAAAUGCCUAAACGUAUAGGUUUGACUGUUAUCCACGUCUCCAGUGAGGACUCCAAAUACAGGGCGUUGGAAUUAAACGCACAUGGACCGGCAGUUAAGGGAUGGCAAUCGGCCAGAAAUUGCGAAUAUCCCCAGGAAAUUGUAGUACGGCUGGAAAAGAGGUCCAUGCUAAGCAAAAUACAGAUACUCGCUCAUCAGUAUCUCAUACCAUCGAAAAUAGAGCUAUAUAGCAGCAACGAGGACACCAAUAUAGUAAAGAGCGUGGCCAACAUCAACUGGGAUUAUAUCGGAUACAUUACGCUGUCCAAUAAUGAAACCACCGAGUUCAAGAGUAGGGAACUCAAAUCGGCCAACGUACCCAAAAUUGUAGCCACAUUCAUGAAGCUCAACCUGCACGACAAUCAUUCCAAUCCCUUCAAUAUCCACGAACAGGUGAGUCUGAUUGCUAUUAACGUGCUCGGUACUGAUAUCGAGGGGAAGCGGACAUGCGACGAUGAAAAAGACGUUUCCAAAUUGGAAGAAAUUACAAACAACCCAGACUAUACCUCUCCUUACGACGAUUUAGCCUUCGAGAUGUACGUGGCUACAGACGUUGCCAAAAUCAUUAGAGAUAUGGAGAUUAAGAAGUAUUUAGCUGUGACUAAGGAACGCUUCGAAUACGCCAGGAAAUUGAAACACGCUAUGCUCAAGCUGAAGUCAGCCGGAGAAAAGCUAGGAAAAUAUGAGCUUGAAAAACGGCAUGCCAUCGAACUGGAAGACUACGAUAGAGCUAGACACAAAAAAGAUCAAAUAGAGGACUUUAGGAAUGAGGUUUUUCAAGAACUGCGAGUGGAGGAGCUACUUGAAACCAAUGGACCCUGUCCAAAGAACGACGAAUGUGCCGAAGUUACCGACAAUAGGCAUCUUCUGUCACCAACAGCAGUCAAAUCGGAGAGAAGGACAAGUUCGCCCAGCCAAGUGUCGCCCCUGCAUGCGCCCAGACACCAGAGUCCCAAAAUGGGCUCCCCUAGCACUGGAAGUCCCACAAGUAUGCAGAAUAGGGGGUCGUUUAGAAGGAGAAACAAAUCCGCAGGGGCGAUUACCAAGUCGACAUAUGAAAUGUACGAAGAAAAACCCCUGCCGGCCUUGAGACAUUCUCAAACAAACGAAUUCCUGAGGGAAUGCCAAUUGGAUCAGGAACACAAAUCCUCGUCCAAACUGACUGAGCGCGAGAAAAAACAGGCGAGCUUGCCUAUUCUAGUGUUCGGCAAUGAAUUGGUGGAAAGGUUCUACUCCAAACACUAUGCCGACAAGGAGGAAGGUCUCAAUCGACUCAAAGAGGAGCUGCUUUGUUACGACAGUGCCAGGAUGCACACGGCCAACAAAACCGCCCGUGCUGCUAUCUUUCUGUUACAUAGAUCCUUGAGAGACAAGGUAUUUACGGUUUACAGUCUGGCGAAUGAGGUUAUCCGAAUCUUUUUCGUCCAAUUCGUUCCAGGCAGAGUGGCUCCCGCAGAAGUUUCGCGAAGCGUCGACAAGGUGUUGCCGGAACUUUUGACAAAAUCGGGCGACACGAGCGCUAGGAUACACCAUAUGGCCGUCCAUACCAUCCUGACGAUGGCCGAUGUUAAGUGCGUAAGAGAGCUUCAUAUAAUUCCCGUUCAUUUGAGUAGGCCCGUUAGUAGCAGCACUCAUCCUAGAUUAGCGCUAAGUAGAGCCGAAAUGGUCGAGCAGCUCAUCAUCAACCACGGAAUAUCUACCGACAAGCAGAGUGGGUUAACGUGUAGAACGUUAUCGGAGUUUGGCGCGAGCGGUCUGCACCAUCCUGCCGAAGCCGUGAGAAAAGUGUCGGAGAGAAUAUUGGUACUGGUCUAUAAGGUGAAUCCGAGGAUGGUUAGGAAACAACUUCCACCCGACGAUGAUAUCACGCGACGAAACCUGCUCUAUCGUCAGUUAUUUCACGAGUUUGAUAAUAUCGAUUUACGGAGAAAACAGGAAGCGCUGGAACGCAACAGGAUUAUCCAGCAAUGCUCUGUUACUUCCAAAAUGGACUGUUUCAGCCCCGAACCCGAUGAAAACAAAAGUGAUAUUAAUAGGUGCAUCAGCACUGACAAUAUGCAUCCUGCAGCUGAUACCUCCAACCAAGAAACGUCGAAGAGUAACAGUUAUGUUUUGGCCAAGAGUCUGAGUGGUGGAAAUUUGGCUCAGACUAAUGGAGUUCAUAAAGCUGGCGACAAACAGAGUUCUAGCUCAACUAGCGCCGUUUCUAGUCCCAGCGGUCAUUCGCAGAAGGGAGACGAAGACAAGCACUGUAUCUUCUGCGGGCAAACCGAAUCCGAGAUCCUCUCGAUUAGUAAUUCGAUGAAUUCGCACUAUUGGCGGUCCUGUUUAAUGUUGGUACGCUGCAGUGCGUGUAAUCAGGUGGUAGAGGUGGCAGCGUUGACCGAUCACUUGGUCACCGAGUGUGAACAGCACCUAUCCUACACGCAAUGUUCAGGUUGUACCGAAGCUGUAAAGAUUGAGAAAUACCAGGAACACCGAUGCAAAGAAUUAACCGAAGGAUGCACGAGGUGUCCGCUUUGCCACGAAGACCUAGACACCGACGAGUUGUGCUGGAAGAACCACUUUACGGGCCAAAGCCCGUGUACCAAAAACACCAGAAUUAAAAGCGUCCACUCGAAGCAAGUCAAGAUACAAGUGUAAUUGUCACCAAUCCGUUGCCUAAAUUUUUAAUGUUAUAAUGGCGAUUUGCGUCGCGAUCGAAUGUGAUUGUUCAGCAUUUAGAAAAUCGAAUUUAGGAUUUAGGAAACAAAUUAAAAUUUUUGUUCGGCCAAAUCAAAAUCGCACUGCUUUCCAACUGCUCCCAAUUAACAUUUUCUUGUUUUAUAAUGAUAUCGGUUAUGUUUCGAUUACCUAGUUUAUAAAACCUGAGAACCUGUCCAUUGUUCUUGAAACGUAAUCGCUGCUUUCAUAAAACCAAAUUUAAAUCCCAUAUAAAACUUUUACUCGUCAUUUAUUUGUAACUAAGAUGUUUCCCUUACCUUUAUAUACCAUAAAUAAGUUUUAUGAGGGCAUGAAAUACAUUUUCAUUAUCACUAUAAAGCCUAUCUAUAGUGUUUUUAAACAUCCAACAAAAAACUGCUUCAUUUCCCUUCACCUUUUUCUAUAUUACUUCUUUAAAAUAUAAUUUAUUUCGUGUCCUCGUCAUUGUAUUUUGAAUUUACCCUAAGAUUGACACCAAAGGAUUUUUCCUCUGCCAUUAUGUAAAAAUAUCUCAUAUAAUCGCAUAUUUUAAAUAAUAUUGCUUAAAAGACAAUGGAAGAGCAACGUGAAAACCAAUUGAAAACUAUUAAGACACACACAGAACGUGUUACGACGCGUCGAUCGGCGUUCCUGUUUCUGUUCCUGCAUACUGCACUCAGUGGAACCUCUCAGAAUCGGACUUCAACUUUUCGGCUUAUGCAAAAUUACGGAACUACCGCUCACUACCGGAGUUCUUGGUGACCCUUUUUCAAAACCAUGGGGGAAAAACUGAAAAGCUCAUCGCAUAGAUGAGGAUGUGCGAUUAUCUAUUUGAUGCCUCUCACCAGUGGUACACAAAUGUAUCGAAGAAGGCGGAUGCUUGGAGUGAAAAAAGUGAGAAUCACAGGUGAGAACGAAUAUCUACCCAUAGGUAUACCUUAAACACACGGCUAAUCUUCCCCGAGUUGCAACUUGUCUCUUCCAGUUUAUUGUAAUCAAAAUUAGACUGCAUUAGAUCGUGAGUUCUUCAAAAUUGUGUUUUGACACUUCACUUCAUGAAAGCGCAUAGUUCUUCCCACAUUUGAUUUACUGGGUGAAGCCAUUACCGGCUCCUCCAAUAUAACUCUUAAUUAAAGCAAGAAGAAGUAAAGCUUGCUGUACAAACUCAACUAGAAUACUGGAGCGCCCGCCCAGAUCACACUGGUUGUGUUAAGUCAAUAUCGCCGAACGCCGCGUUGAGGGGCGUUCCAUAAACGCUACGUUAUAACGCUUUCUGUGUGUUUGAGCCUUUAGCGCGUACAUUUCAAAUGCAAAUGAUGCAAUUUUAACCUUACUUUUCAGUUGUUGUUUAUUUAUUCUGUUUAAGUUUCUAUAAAUAACUUGAUAAAGUCUAGAUAGAAUGAACGCAAUUCCGGAAUGGGACACUACCCACUAGCCACUUGAGCUAGCGUCACUGACGGUGCAUAAUGCAUAUUUAAAGAAGCAUUUUCCAUUUUAUACCCAUUUUUGCUGGACUCAUAUUUGUACAAAUUGCCUGGAGAUACAAGAAUAAUCAAGUGAAAAAUAUUGAAAAGAACACAAGACGCAGACAUUUAAUGGUUGCCUAGGCAACUGCGUUGGCCGACCGCAUCUGAACAAUAGCAAUCACCACGUGCUGUCCCAUUCUCAAAUUACGAUCACUAUAUAAAUGAAAUAUGCUCUUCAGAUUGUGCAAACAAAGGAAGGAAAAACAGCACCGUCAUUGAAAGUCGAUGAAAAUUUAUGAGUGAUAAAAUAUCAAGAGUAAAGAUAUUUUUAAGAAAGCCAUAAGACCUUUUUAAAAUACCUGGAGACGUUUUGAAUGCAAUAUUAUAAAACUUAAAGUCUUUUGGAUUGGUAUUACAAAAGUUUUACCACCAAUGGUUUUCUUAUGAAACUAUAAACACUCUUAUGAAAGCUGGAGUUUCCUAACAACAACUUUAAGCUGCGAGAAUUGUUAGUUGGGCUGCAGUUUUUUUGAAAUUUGAUUUUUUUAAUAUAAUUGCGGUUUCGGAAAGAUCGACCUUUUCGCAUCAAGUUAAAAAAUCAACCAG
Cylas formicarius (sweet potato weevil) is the source of this 4894-nucleotide messenger RNA. Its product is annotated as centrosomal protein of 104 kDa. The transcript has 13 exons. Lineage: Eukaryota; Metazoa; Arthropoda; Insecta; Coleoptera; Brentidae. Gene Ontology annotation, cellular component: cilium. The record is from RefSeq and is a predicted model, not a curated record. Bases 105 to 2783 code for a protein of 892 amino acids.